AUGACAACCCCCUUCCCCCCACCCCCAGUCACUUCCAUCGACUGGGACAACGUGGGCUUCAAAGUGCGCGAUGUAAACUUCCACAUCCAAAGCACCUACACCACCACCACCGGCACCUGGAGCGCCCCCCAACUGAUAAAAUCCCCCCUAAUCCCUCUCCACGGAAUGUCCCCCGCCCUCAACUACGGCCAGCAAGCCUACGAAGGCCUAAAAGCCUUCCGCCACCCUUCCUCUACCCCCCCCAGCACCAGCACCACCCCCAGCAAAAUCACCAUCUUCCGACCCCACCGCAACGCCUCCCGCCUCACCCACAGCACCACCUACGUCUCCAUCCCCCCGAUCCCAGAAUCCCUCUUCGUCCAAUGCGUCAAUCUCGCAGUAGCCACCAACGCAGAAUACGUACCCCCGCAUAACACCAAGGCGGCACUCUACAUCCGUCCCGUUGUCUUCGGGUCUAGUCCCCAGCUCAGCCUCACCCCGCCGGACGAGUAUACUUUCGCUGUGUUUGUUACGCCGACUGGGGUCUACCAUGGGGUUCAUGCCGUGGACGCCCUAAUCCUCGAGGACUACGACCGGACCGCACCAUCCGGGACCGGCAGUGCGAAAGUAGGAGGGAACUAUGCCCCCGUGCUGCGUCACAGCGCAGCAGCAUAUAAAGAUGGAUUUGGAAUCACGCUUCACCUAGACAGUAAGACCCGGACAAUGGUGGAUGAGUUCUCGACUAGUGCCUUUAUCGGAGUGAAGAGGGACAAAGACGGAGGGAUCACGCUCGUGCAACCCGAUAGUCCGAAUGUGAUUGAUUCGGUGACUGCGGCGUCGGUGUUGGAGAUCGGGGAGAGGAUGCUCGGGUAUAAAGUUGAGAAGAGAACCGUGAAGUAUGAGGAGAUCGCGGAGUUUAGCGAGGUGAUUGCUGCUGGGACAGCGGCGGCGUUGGUGCCGGUGAGGAGUAUCUCGAUGAAGUCGAGAGGGGAUCGGUGGGAGCUUGAGUGUGGAGGGACGGAGGGGGGAGGUGGGCCGGUUUGUGUGGAGUUGUUGAGGUUGUUGCAGGGGAUUCAGACAGGGGAGGUGGAGGAUAUAUUUGGGUGGAAUUGGGUGGUGGAGAGGCCAGAAUUGGAGGGUGAAGGAGAAGGGGAGAAGGAGAAGGAUCGGGAGGAUAAGGAGUUGAAUGGGGUUAAUGUGCCUUAG
Messenger RNA from Aspergillus sclerotioniger CBS 115572, 1185 nucleotides. RefSeq names its product branched-chain amino acid aminotransferase. NCBI's taxonomy places the organism in Eukaryota, Fungi, Ascomycota, Eurotiomycetes, Eurotiales, Aspergillaceae. The transcript is spliced from 2 exons. Gene Ontology annotation, biological process: branched-chain amino acid metabolic process. The record is from RefSeq and is a predicted model, not a curated record. Gene Ontology annotation, molecular function: branched-chain-amino-acid:2-oxoglutarate transaminase activity. The coding region runs from base 1 to 1185 and encodes 394 amino acids.